Molecule: messenger RNA, 3116 nt
Organism: Acanthopagrus latus (yellowfin seabream)
Lineage: Eukaryota; Metazoa; Chordata; Actinopteri; Spariformes; Sparidae
Gene: telo2
Product: TEL2, telomere maintenance 2, homolog (S. cerevisiae)
Exons: 21
Coding region: 249-2747 (832 amino acids)
Biological process (GO): protein stabilization; telomere maintenance via telomerase
Cellular component (GO): cytosol
Molecular function (GO): telomeric repeat DNA binding; Hsp90 protein binding
Source: RefSeq, a predicted model, not a curated record
UCCUCUUGCUCUACACACGGACAUAUUUUGAUGGGACACAUAGAAAGCGAUGGAAACGCUGCGGCGGGACGAUCUUGUCAAAACCAAAACGUGAAGUGACAGUUGGAACUACAAGUAUCAUUACGUAAAAGGAAUAUUUUAACGUCAAAGCGACCGUUUAACAUGUCUGCAGUCGCCUUAUAGUUUUUCGUUUUGUUUUGUAAAUGAAAAUGUCCAGGCGGUAAAACAAGCUUCUGACCCUUCCAAAGAUGGAGUCCCCUGCCCCAAAUACUGAGGUUCGCCAUGCAGUGGCCCAGUGUUUCCGGACCCUCACUACGUCCACAGACAACAAAGACAUUAUCGCUGCUCUUCAGAUGCUCCACUCUUACCUGGAUGAAGGACCAGAAAGUAGAACCACUUUACCUCAGCGGGCAGAGUUCAGGAGAGCUCACUACACUCGCUCCCUUCAGUUCCUUGUCAGUAACAUCCAGGCUGACUGGUUGCACGGCCUCACAGCAGCCCAGCGCACGGAGCUGUGGGAUGGCCUCUUCCUCAAAGGCCCCCCAGAGCAGGCGCUGCUGGUGCUGAUGGAGGGAAUAGGAGAGCUAAGGCCCAGCACAAAUCUGGACCACCUGGUCAGCAUCACAGAGAGGUUCCUUCAGACUGGUCGACUCGCUGACCUGCUGUGGUCCUACUGUCAGGGGGCAGGACCCUCUGACUCCCCUCAGCUCCGAGAGACACUGCUGGGACGUAUUGUGGCACUGCCCGACCUCACUGCCAACAGGUUACAUCGAAACAACAAACCCCUCUUUCUUCCUCAGCAGUAUUACCCACUACUGGCUACAGAGAUGCUCACUGCCCUGGAGCAAACCUGCCAAGCACUUAAAGAUGGCACCGACUGCUCCUUGAUUUUUGUGGCGCAGACACUUGGGAAAGUGUGUAUCCAGGGCCAUAGUGGUCCGGUGCUAGCAGUGAUGGCUCCACGGCUGUCUGUAUGCACGCGCUCUGACAUGGUGUGGCAGAGGGUUUGCUGGAAGCUGCUUGAGAACGUUCCCCAGCGAUGGGUGGAGAGCGUGCUCACUUCACUGGUGCAGGCUGUCAGCGGGCCUGACGCUUUGGGCAGGAUCAUUGGGAAUCUGGUCCUAACGAAUAGAAAGGCCCAGUAUGUUAUCACUCAUAAGCUGCUGUUAUUACAAUACAAGUAUGAGACACGAGUCUUGAGAAACAUUUUGGGUCACCUCGCAGCAGACAGGGAGCGAAGGCCACUGCUCAUCCAGGUGUUACGGACUGUGUCUCAGGCUUGGGCUAACCCCAGCGCAGUGAAGCACACACCUAUAGAGCAGCAGCUGUAUGUCAGUAAGGCCUUACUGCUGAGUGUGAGUCUGCUGAAAGACUCUGAGCUGCACGAGCUACGCUCAGACCUACUUCAGUGCAUGCUGGGCGGCAUGCAGAGCCACCUGGACAGCAGUGUGGUGCGUAUCAGGCAUAUGGGCAUGGUGGUGGGAGAGUGUCUGAGCUCACGCAUGGAUAUCAGUGGAACAAAGCUCAAAUUUGAGUAUGAUCAGGAUGAGGAAACUCAAGAGCUGCUUUCUCUGAUGACUCCCAGUACUGGUGACGAAGCAGAGGCUGAGCCUGUAAAUAGAGUUGACACUACUCAAGAGACCAAUGGAACUCCAACUCCGCCUCCUCAGAAUGAAUCAUCUCAAAAUAAGCCAGGCUCUGACCUGGACAGCGAUGAUGAGCUCACUCCCUACGAUAUGUCAGGUGAUCAGGAAAUAAGUAAAGCCACCCCACCCCGCUACCUGCGAGACUGUCUGGAAACUUUAAUUUCCUCUGAGGACUCGGUGCGCGUGGAGCUCAGUUUGAGAGUCGCAGAGGGUUUGGUGAGGAAGAACGUCUUUGCGGCCAGAGAGAUCAGUGUCCAGCUGACCAAAGUGCUCCUUCACAUGGAGGAUAAAUACAGCAUAAAUGGCUUCCUGAGCCUCAGACAGGCGACCAUGGUAGCAGUCACUGUCACUGACUGUAUCCCUGUAACUCAGUAUUUGACUACAGAGUUUUACUCCUUGAACUACAGUCUUCGCCAGCGGCUCGAUAUCUUGGAGGUCCUUGCUAUGGCUGCGCAGGAGCUCUCUAAGCCAGUCACUGAAAAGAGAGAUCCAUCUGUGGGUAUUACUGCCAGCACUGAUUUGACUCCAUACCCCGGUGACAACCCCGUUCACUGGCGACAAGAAGUGGAGAGGCGGAUUCAGAGCAAGACAAAACGCCUCAGGAAGGGUGCCACACAACCUCCGGUGAAGGCCACCCCUAACCGUUACGCCCCCGUUGCUGGACACUUCUUUUUUCCACUUCUCAGGAAUUACGACAAGCCUCAAGUGACCUUUGACCUCCUGGGCAGCGACCAUCUGGUACUGGGCAGGUUGAUCCACACCUUGGGCCUCUUGAUGCACCUGGCAGUCAAUGCACCAAUAGCUGCACAGAUGGGUCGUGCUUUACUGGACUUUGUGUGGGCGGUGCGCUACCAUGCUGACCAGAUGGUGAGACGAGGUGUCCUCUUCGCUGUUUGCUCUGUGUUUCUGAGCAUUAACAGUCAGAACCUGCUGGUGGAACUCAGUGAUCAGCUGUUUGAGACCAGAACUUGGCUGGCAGAUGUUGCUGAAGGAGACCCUGACGCAGAUUGUCGGAAUCUGGCUGUACAGAGUCUGGUGCUGCUGGAUAAGAGCCUGAAGAAGCAGCUGCAAGAUCAACAUGCACUGGGCCUGGAGGCAUAGUCGCAGCAUUAACAACAAACAAUGGCACACUGAAUGUGUCCUCUGCCUGCUCCUCACAGAGCCUGGAAACUUGAGAGUUGAUGAAACAGUGUUCUGUCUAUACACUGGCAGAGGGGCCGGCCUUUUUCUUUUGUUUUUUUGCUGGGCAGACCAAUUUUUUCGAUCAUAUGGAACACAGUGAACAUGAGGAAAAGGAGGGAACCUGCUUUUUCAGACGUUUGUGAACGUAUUUCUGCAUUAUGCCUGCACACACGUUUCUCUGCACUGUAUUGUUGCAAAAUUCAUAUCUAAUUUAAAGCAGAUACAGUAUUGAUUGAAUUGAGAAUAGGAUGCCAUUUUUGUCCUCCAAUAAAACACAUCUCAUGAGGA